Synchiropus splendidus (mandarinfish) is the source of this 1815-nucleotide messenger RNA. RefSeq names its product synaptotagmin Va (gene syt5a). The coding region runs from base 115 to 1350 and encodes 411 amino acids. The transcript is spliced from 10 exons. Lineage: Eukaryota; Metazoa; Chordata; Actinopteri; Syngnathiformes; Callionymidae. Gene Ontology annotation, molecular function: syntaxin binding; calcium ion binding; clathrin binding. The record is from RefSeq and is a predicted model, not a curated record. Gene Ontology annotation, cellular component: synaptic vesicle membrane; axon; dense core granule. Gene Ontology annotation, biological process: regulation of dopamine secretion; regulation of calcium ion-dependent exocytosis; cellular response to calcium ion.
CGGGGCGCCGGAUGUCUCUACAGUCCAAACGGACCGCCGAGUCUGGACUUCACUUGGUCACUAAGAAACGGGGAACAGCCUGUAAAGUGAAGCGGAGCAACAAACCGAGCAGUGAUGCGACUGGCUGGCGGCGCUGCGCUCCGGCUCCGCAGGGCGGCGGAGGAGGAGGAGGGGGGGAAGGAGGAGCGUCCCGCUCCCCCGCCGCCCUCCCACCACCAGUUUGCCAGCAUGAAGAACAAGUUCUUUGAUGAGCUCACGCACCUGCCAAACCAUAAACUCAAAAUGCCCAUGUGGGCCGUGGGAGCCAUUGUGGUGGUGGUCCUGGCCCUGGUGGCUUGCAUGGGCUUCUGCAUCUACAAGAAGUGCAUUAACAAGGGCAAGAAGCCCAAGAAGGUCCGGGAGAGGAAGGCCGGGCGAGGACGGCGGAAGAAGGAGAAGGAAGGAGAGGAGGGGGAGGAGAAGAAGGAAGGAGAGGAAGGGAAAGAAGAAGAAGAGAAGGAGUUCUUUGGCAAGUUGGAGUAUUCGCUGGACUACAACUUCACUGACAACCAGCUGAUCGUGGGAAUCCUCCAGGCUCAGGACCUGGCUGCCAUGGACAUGGGCGGCACCUCCGACCCGUACGUCAAAGUCUUCAUGCUGCCUGACAAAAAGAAGAAGUUUGAGACCAAAGUCCAGCGUAAAAACCUGUGCCCCGUCUUCAACGAGACCUUCACCUUCAAGAUUCCCUACUCGGAGCUCGGGGGUCAGACUCUGGUCAUGCAGGUCUAUGACUUCGACCGCUUUGGGAAACACGAUCUCAUCGGUGACAUCAAGAUACCCAUGAACACCGUGGACCUGGGUCAGCCCAUUCAAGAAUGGAAGGAUCUGAUGGGAGGAGAGAAAGAGGAGCAAGAGAAACUGGGUGACAUCUGCAUUUCCCUUCGCUACGUCCCCACGGCUGGCAAGCUGACCGUCAACAUCAUGGAGGCCAAGAACCUGAAGAAGAUGGACGUGGGAGGACUGUCUGAUCCGUUCGUCAAAGUUGUUCUGCAGCACAAUGGGAAGCGACUGAAGAAGAAGAAGACGUCGGUGAAGCAGAACACGCUGAACCCGUACUUCAACGAGAGCUUCAGCUUUGAGAUCCCUUUCUCCCAGAUCCAGAAAGUGCAGGUGCUGAUCACUGUGUACGACUACGACAAACUGGGCAGCAACGACCCCAUCGGCAAGUGCUGGAUCGGCUACGGGGCUUCGGGCGUCGGGCUGCGUCACUGGUCCGACAUGUUGGCCAACCCCAGACGCCCUGUGGCGCAGUGGCACACGCUGCAGCCAGAAGAGGAGGUGGACGCUGCCCUCAAGGCUCCCAUCCGCUAACCUCCGAUCCCAGGAUCUCGAAAUCCAGACUCGCGUUGUUCAAGGCGGACCUUGUCCGGGGACAUCGGGACGUGCUUUUGAUCCAAAUUCCAUCUUCAAGAACAACAUGCUUUGGACGAGGGGUCAGCCAGCUCACGGAAGAGUUGUUGCAAACACAGCACGCGGAUUUAGCCGAAUAUAUCCCACCUUGAUUCCAUUCAAGGUAUUCAUGUCGAAAAUGUGUUCUUUUGUUUUCUGUGUCGUUGAUGUGUAAUUUUGGGAAGUGUGGUCUGGGAGGUCUUUAGUACGCAUGUGGGGUUGUUUCGACUGAAGGUCAGUGCUGCCCCCGGAGGACAGUUCUCUAACUUAAAGAAUGUGAAACUAUUCCAUGUGCUCAUGAAUCGCGUGUCUGCUUCACCCCUGUGUUCUUCGUUUGUCUUGUGUCUUGAUGUGUGUGUGUGUGUUUGUGUGAAAAUAAAAAUAAUA